AUGGCCCCUACCUCCACGCUCUCGACUUUUACUUCCUUAAUGCCUACUACUUCAUCCUCGGCUGCUGUCCUUAACGUUUCUAUCUAUGAUACGAUUAUGAAAGAUCCCUACAACUAUGGUUAUAACCCUACAAUAAAUCUGGGGGUAUAUGGCGCAAAUGGUUGUAAUGGGGACAUAGUUAUAGCCUAUAACGGACGAACGUACCACUUCGCGAUAGACGCAAAUAACUACGCCAUUACACUGCUAGACAUAGUUCCUAUAAGUAACCCUAGUCUCGCGCCUAACGGCUGCGGUUCGGCUAUAACCAAAACCAAAAUUUUGGCUCAUCGGACGUGUUUACCCGUGUACUCGAAUAAGGAAAGAUCGCCGGUAUUAGCGACGUUAAAUGGCCGGGAAUUACGCCUCGGACUAGUGAUCCUCUACAAAUGA
Aureobasidium namibiae CBS 147.97 is the source of this 429-nucleotide messenger RNA. RefSeq lists its product as uncharacterized. The coding region runs from base 1 to 429 and encodes 142 amino acids. Lineage: Eukaryota; Fungi; Ascomycota; Dothideomycetes; Dothideales; Saccotheciaceae. The record is from RefSeq and is a predicted model, not a curated record. The transcript has 9 exons.